AUGGCAGCACCCUUAACUAAGCUGCUACGUAAGGGUGUACUGUUUGAUUGGACUGAUGCGCAGCAAGAGAGCUUUGAGACGCUCAAGACUGUAUUAACUGAGGCCCUUGUUUUGAUAAGCCAGAACCUAGAAAGGAGUUCACGGCAGAAAUCUUAUUCAGAUUUGAAGAGAUAUGAAAUUGAGUAUUCUGUAGGGGACUUAAUAUUUCUCAAGGUCUUGCCAUGUAAGAAGUUGGACCUACCUCUAGAGCUAGACUGCAUUCAUGAUGUGUUUCACGUCUCAAUGUUGAGGCGCUACCGAUCUGAUCCUACUUAUAUUGUCCCUAUUAAGGAGAUUGAGGUUAGGCCAGACUUGACCUUUGAGAAGGAGCUGAUUCAGAUUUUGGAUCAUGAUGUUAAGGUUAUGAGAAGGAAAUCUAUUCCACCGGUGAAGGUUCUAUGGCGUAAUCAUAGCACUGAGGAGGCCACGUGGGAGCUUGAGGAUGCGAUGCAUCAGUAG
Molecule: messenger RNA, 498 nt
Organism: Gossypium arboreum
Lineage: Eukaryota; Viridiplantae; Streptophyta; Magnoliopsida; Malvales; Malvaceae
Exons: 3
Coding region: 1-498 (165 amino acids)
Source: RefSeq, a predicted model, not a curated record